Molecule: messenger RNA, 4432 nt
Organism: Mastomys coucha (southern multimammate mouse)
Lineage: Eukaryota; Metazoa; Chordata; Mammalia; Rodentia; Muridae
Gene: Fancc
Product: FA complementation group C
Exons: 16
Coding region: 837-2618 (593 amino acids)
Biological process (GO): nucleotide-excision repair; interstrand cross-link repair; cellular response to oxidative stress
Cellular component (GO): Fanconi anaemia nuclear complex
Source: RefSeq, a predicted model, not a curated record
GCGCGCUCGGGCCGGGCCCCAGAGUGCACUGCGCGUGCCUGCGCGCGCGCAGACCCACUCCCUUGCGACCGCGGGAAAAUUCCAAACCCGUCAAAACAAAAAAAAGUUCCGUGAGGCCGCGCCAAGUUUUCAAGCCGCAGGAGCCGGGCGGUGGCUUCUUUUCCGCCGCGGCCCAGUCUGCUGAGGCAGCUCUGGGUAAGGACCACCCGGGAAGGCCGCCGCUUCCUGCUAGGGCCGGGAAGACUCGCGAGAACGUGCGCCGAGCCUCAACGUGGGCGAGCCGCGCUCCCGCGGCGCGCUGGAUCUCAGGCCAGGAAGCCUCUCACUCUGACGUGGCUCGGGUACUUGAUUGCUUCUUACUGCAGUCUUCCACUCAGUGAUCUGUGCUUGGUGAGCUCCGUGUUUCUGGUGAAGCAUUAUGUUCUCCAGCAAGUUUCUGAACAGUCUUUUCUCCUAAAGAGAAGAACUCACAAAAGCGACGAAGCUGCUGUCUCCAAGGUGCUCUUCCUGUCACCUGCUCCACUUUGACUCUGAGCUAUACUAUCACAGCACGAGCCGUGUGGAGGAUGGAGUAUCUCUGCACCUUGGAGAUAAGAUGGAGGCAGCCAAGCACUGAGGCAGUUUAUAACUUAUACCAAGGCAAACAAACUCAGGGCUCUGAGCACUGCUUGGACUCAAUCCCUAGUGACACCAUCUCCCUUCCUCAGCCUGGCUUCUGAAGAACCCCCAUGAAUGCAGGGUCCCAUGUCUAACUGAUUGCUUCGAAGUGUCUGUGUUUUUAGAACUUUCCUUUCUGCACAGAAAUUUCUAAAGGCUGUCUUAUUUUCUCCUAUACAAUGUGUGGGGACUGGCUGCUUCUGUGUGCAGAGGGUGAAAUCACCAUUGGUCUGGAUUCCUUAGGGAAACUUGGCUGCUGUGAAGGGAUAGUGCUGUCCCCAGAGAUGGCUCAGGCGUCCGCAGACCUUGCUUCUGACUAUCAGUUUUGGCUGCAGAAGCUUUCUGCAUGGGAGCAGGCCUCUUCCGAGGAAACCCAGCGGGACACUUGUCUUCACCUGCCCCGGUUCCAGGAGUUUCUGAGGCACAUGUAUGAAAUCUUGAAGGAGAUGGAUUCUGAUGCAAUCCUGGAAAGGUUCCCCACAAUUGGUCAACUGUUGGCAAAAACUUGUUGGAAUCCUCUCAUCUUAGCAUAUGAUGAAAGCCAAAAACUUGUAAUAUGGUGCUUAUGUUGUCUGAUGAACAAAGAAGCAGGGACUUCUACAGAGUUAGGACUUAACUCGCGGAUCCGGGGUUUGAUAUCUCACGUACUUUCCACAUUCAAAUUCGACAUGAAAGAACUUUGUCUUUUUACCAAAAGUCUUGGAUAUGAGUCUAUUGAUUAUUAUCCUAUCUUGCUUAAAAAUAUGGUUUCGUCGUUAGUGUCUGAGCUCAGAGAGAGUCAUCUUAAUGGAUUGAACACUCAGAGUCGGAUGGCUCCUGAGCGCAUGAUGUCCCUGUCACAAGUUUGUGUCCCUCUUGUUACUCUGCCUGAUAUCCAGCCCCUGGUAGAGGCUCUACUCACCUACCAUGGACAUGAGCCCCAGGAAGUCCUCUCUCCUGAGUUCUUUGAAGCUGUAAAUGAGGCCUUCUUGUCGGAAAAAAUUGUUCUACCCACGUCCUCUGUGGUCAGCCUCUGGUUUCGGCAUCUCCCCAGUCUUGAAAAAGCAACGCUGAACCUUUUUGAAAAGCUGUUCCCUAGCAAGAGAAUUUGCCUGAGAAGGAUGGAGUGCUGUAUAAAAGAGUCAUUACUGCCUCAAGCAGCCUGCCAACCUGCCAUCUUCAGAAUUGUUGAUGAAAUGUUCAGGUUUGUGCUACGGGAAACUGAUGGAGCCCCAGAAGUGCUAGCCGCUCUUCAGGUUUUCACAUCGUGCUUGAUGGAAGCUCUGAAGAAAGAAAACAAGCAGCUGAAGUUUGCCCUCAGGACCUACUUUCCUUAUGGUGCUCCAUGUCUCACUGCAGCGCUGUCCCAGCACCCUGAAGCUAUCCCACAGGGACAUCAGCUCCAGCCUCUGCUGCACAUUUCCCAACUCCUCAGAGAAGCAGUUGAAGACUGUACUCAUGGGUCUCAGCAGAAUCCCUUUGAGAGUUGGUUUUUGUUUGUUCACUUUGGAGGAUGGGUUGAUCUGGCUGUGGAGGAGUUACUGCUGAGGGAGGAAGCCGAGCCUCCUGCAGGCCUGCUGUGGCUCUUGGUCUUCUAUUACAGCCCACAGGAUGGGAGUCAGCAGAGAGAGCAGAGCAUGGUGGAGCUGAAGGUAUUAGUCAACCGUCUCCUGACGCUGCUCAGAAGCGGCCCCUUCUCAGCUGUUGAUCUGCAGGAGGCAGCAGAGAGCCCCAGUGGAGACCCCAGACCACCUGUCCGUGGACAGCUCAUCAGACGGCUUCUUUUUAGUCUCUUGCUCUGGACCCCAGAAGGCCGUGCGAUUGUCUGGGAAGCUGUCACCCAUAUGGCCCACACGGAUGCCAUAACCUAUGAGAUCAUUGGCUUUCUCGACCAGACCUUGUACACAUCACGUCAUCUUCAUGUUGAAGCCUCAAGAAAACUGGCCAGAGAGCUCCUAAAGGAGCUGCAAGCUCAGGUCUAGCAGGCAGCACAGAAUGUGUGGGCAUCUGUCUGGUGAAGCUCCCACCGUGGAUGAGAUGCCAUUUCUGAGGCAAGAACAAGUGAGAGUGGUUGAACAUGUUCGUGCCUUAGCCUGCUCGAGUGAUGUGCCACCUCCCAUGCAGUCAUACUGCUUGGCCGAGGCGGUCCAUGAGGAUUCUGAGGGAAAGGCCCACCGCCUAUGAUGUUCCAGUCGUUCACUAUAAGAGCUAGCACUUGUCACUUAGAGUGCUGACUCUUUUUGUGCUUCCCACUCUGAUGAAGGUGCCGGUGAUGGUGGGGGAGCCCUGCAGAGGGUGUGGCUGUACUGUACAGAGGAGCACCUGCCUCACCAGCGACUGUCGCUCAGUGAGGCCUUUGUUCCUCAGUGCAGAAAUUCGGCAAGGCUCCCACUGUAGUGGAAGGAGCAGAGGUGGCCAGAGAGGGUCAUUACUUCCUCCUCCUCUAAACCCCACAAAGGCAAAAACAUCUGCUUCCUGGGUGACCUAUGUCUAGGAAACAGGAUUUAGAAACAGAAAGUGAGUCCCUGUCCUCCUGCACUUGCUGUGGGUGGGAAUGGUGGACGUGUCUGUCAGUUUUCUAGUGAGAAUGUACACAAGUAAGCAGUGUGGGCAGAGAAGACCCCAAGCUGUGAUCCUGCUGUGACCCUCCUGCAGAUCUGCUAUGAACCCUCACCCCAUGCGCAGACCAGCUUCAGCUCUCGCAGCAGGACAUUUGAUGGCUGCACUCAGGCUGUGUAGGGGAUUGUGGCAUAAAGUCAUGAAGGGCCUGGGUUUUCUCUUGCAUUUGCACAUCCAGGCUGUGCCAGGGAAAACACUGACCAGCACAUACGCAGUGGGUUCGUCUUUUACCUACCUGCCAAUGGGCCUACAGUGGAGUGGAGCUGGACUGUCUGCCUUUUCAUUCUGAAUAAAAACUUGUACUUAAUUUUAUAUUCAGACACCCCCCCCCCACACACACACACCUAUGGAAGCUUCAAGUCUCACAAACCUUAGGCCUGGCUUGGAAAAGAUCAAUCAUGACUUAGCUCUGGAUAAGCUGGGACCCUGUCACCAAACAAGGGAGAAUGUCCAGAGGGCAGAUAGUUGUGUGUGUACUCAAGAUUGUUUCCCAUUUUCUGUAAGCCAAUUUUGAUUACAGCUACACUUAUCUCAAAGUUGCUGAGUUACUCUCCAUUCUGAGUAGGAAAAACAGAGCACACACAGCCAUUCUUUCUUCCAGUGUUCACACACUUGUGACCCUCAGCAGUUAGGAAAGAUGGAGUCAUGUGUACUCUGCUCCCUUAGGACCCAGCCCGCCCUCUCUGGGUGAACUGUGCCAAGCACUGCGAGUCAGCUUCCUGGGUGCUCAGUCACCUGCCAUCGCAUACCAAGACAUCUGCCCACAGACGAGGAGGAGCCUUUUGUCUGAGCUCCAGGCAGCUGGCUCCUUGUAAUGGUGUUUUCACUUCUCAUCCUAUUCCCACUUAAUGAUCCUGAAGUCCAGGGACAGUGAAAUUGAGAUCUCCAGGGGCCUGGGGAGGAACAGCUGGAGCAGCAAGGACAGAGACAACUCCCAUGACCCAGGGACAGGGAUGCUGAAUGAUUGCUGAGGCCCAGGAAUCCCAAGAACUGCAACCAAAGAAAGAUGAGAAAUGAAUGAAUUCCCCUCCCUUUUCAUCCAGAAUGAGGUCCUGCUCUUAGCUGGAUACUGGAAUUGGACAUGAAGUCUUUGUUUUGUGAAAGCACUCCAAGUCACAAAGCCAUUUCACAAACCCCAAUCCAACAUUAAGGCAGAAUAAACUCCUAGAAACCAGAA